CUCGGGGCUGUCCGGGGAGGUGUGGGUCGAGCCCCGCGGUGCUGUCCCCGCAGGCGAUGGGGGCGUGCGAGCCCCCCAACUUCUCGUGGGUGUCGGAGGGGCGGCUGGCGGCGCUGGGCAUGCCGCGGGAGCCAGGGCACUACCGCUUCCUGCUGGCGCAGGGCGUGCGGCACUUGGUGUCGCUGACCGAGCGGCCGCCGCCGCACCACGGCUGCUGCCCGGCGCUGCAGCUGCACCGCUUCCGAGUGCCGGACUUCACCCCCCCGGCCCCCCAGCAGAUCCGCAGCUUCCUGCAGCUGGUGGAGGAGGCCAACGCCCGCGGCGAGGCUGUGGCAGUGCACUGCAUGCUGGGCCACGGCCGGACGGGCACCAUGCUGGCCUGCUACCUGGCACGGGCACAGGGCUUGAGCGGCAGCGAUGCCAUCCGCGAGAUCCGGCGGCUGCGGCCUGGCUCCAUCGAGACGCGGGAGCAGGAGCAGGCAGUGAUCCACUUCUGCCAGCAGGCUGGUGCUGGAGAGGACAGCAAGGAGCUGUGAGCAGGAGCUGGGAGCAGGAGCUGGGAGCAGAAGCUGUGAGCAGAAGCUGUGAGCAAGGAGCU
Messenger RNA from Dryobates pubescens (Downy woodpecker), 598 nucleotides. It is a transcript of the gene DUSP23, whose product is annotated as dual specificity phosphatase 23. NCBI's taxonomy places the organism in Eukaryota, Metazoa, Chordata, Aves, Piciformes, Picidae. The coding region runs from base 57 to 536 and encodes 159 amino acids. The record is from RefSeq and is a predicted model, not a curated record. Gene Ontology annotation, biological process: cilium assembly; protein dephosphorylation. Gene Ontology annotation, molecular function: protein tyrosine/serine/threonine phosphatase activity. The transcript is spliced from 3 exons.